Molecule: messenger RNA, 1685 nt
Organism: Mya arenaria
Lineage: Eukaryota; Metazoa; Mollusca; Bivalvia; Myida; Myidae
Exons: 4
Coding region: 27-1685 (552 amino acids)
Source: RefSeq, a predicted model, not a curated record
CCAAGGAUAAGGCGCAUGACCCACAAAUGGCUUCAUACAAAGACAUUCUGAAAGAGAAGGAGAACCAGAACUGGCUUAAAGGCUCCCUCGCACUUAGGAUCACCAAGGCCGGUCUACGGGAUCUUGUAGAAGGCGACUCAUACCGCGUUCAGCAAAAGAUUUAUUCCUCAAUCAUCCAGGCUCGGAACCUCGCACCUGGGGCAUCAUGCAAUCUUUGUCUGACGGAGAACCUUAUACGGUGUCCUACAAAAGGACUGUGCUCAUCUCCUCGAAACUGCAAGUAUCACAAUUCUGCACUAAAAAUGUCCAGACCUUGCCCCUCGCAGAUAUGCGAUGAUUUUCGGGACGAAUUAUGCGCUGUUCACAGAUACGGAGGACCGUCUUGGAAGAACACUAAGGCUGACCAGUGGUGUUCCAGCCAUUGGCAAGUUGCCAAAUCUUUUAUGCCACCUGACGGCUACCAAGAUGUUUCCACGUUUGACGAGACAGAUUUCAAUGGCAUCAUAAGCGUCAUGAUCAACUGUACAGAGAUCCAACGAAGCGUUUCCUUCAAUAUCACUAACCAACCCAACGUUUUAACGACGGCUCGGCAGAUUGGUCGAAGUAUUCGUCAUUCUCCAGAUUUGAAAGUGACAGAUAACGACUUAGCUGACUAUUUUGCCACACUGAAUACACUUCUAACAGACUCAAAAUAUCUUGCUAGUGACAGCAAUGCCCAACAAGCUGUUAUUAAACUAAAACAGCUUGAAAAAGACACUAUUUCAAUAUCGUCCGAAGAUGUCCGUGAACUACUUGAAGAAGCCAGAGCAACAAUACAGGUUGGAAAGCAUGAGCUUGUGAUGUCCUUGGAGACAGGAAAGCAAGAUGUACAAAAUGUGGUUGCUGUAGGUUUAAGAGCAGUUGAGACUGGAAAACGUGAAAUAGAAUCGACGGUGUCGGAGAGUAAAACAUCAAUUGCUACUGUAAAACGUCAACUAGAAGAGACGGUUUCGAAGGGAACAAGAAUGGUUGCAACUGGAAAACGUGAGGUGGAAGAGAUGUUGUUGAAGGGUAAAACGGCCAUUUCAACUGGACAAUUUGAAAUAGAAGAGGCGGUGUCGACGGGUAACAUAGCCAUUGAAACAGGAAAACGUGAAAUAAAAGAGACGUUGAUGGAGAGUAAAACAGCCAUUGAAACUGGAAAACGCGAAAUGAAAGAGAUGUUGAUGGAGAGUAAAACAGCCAUUGAAACUGGAAAACUCGAAAUGGAAGAGACAGUAUUGGAGGGAAAAAUAUCGAUUGAAACUGGAAAACGCGUUAUUGAAGAGACUGCAUCAGAAGCCUUGCUGAGAAUAAGAGACGUUUCUUCCCUGUCAAACGUAGAACGGAAGGAAGAUCUAUUGCAACGGCUGACAAAAUAUUACCGAAAGCGACUCAAUAGUGCGCCCAUAUCGCCCCUGUUGUCGGACAAGAACGAGAAACUUGAUAUGUUUUACGUCCCUCCAAGAAUUUUUGAGAAAAAUCACAGAAAGGUUGGUACGGAUAUGAAAGGAAAGGGAACACCUGUGACAUCUAACCGACAAUUGUUCUGUCAAAUGGAUGAAUUCAGAAAAAAACGUGUUCAUUGUUGGCGAGGCCGGAAUGGGAAAGACAUCAUGUGCCGCAAUGUGUGCUUUAAAGUGGGCAAAUCAGUUAUCAUCAACUAA